AUGGGUCCACGGGGCCGUGGUGGCAGUCGGGGAGAAACCGUGGUUAACCUCUUCAACAGGGAAUCUGAUGAAGGGUCUCUUUCAGAAGAAGAAGACUCUGAAGUCUCAGACUCGGAAAGCUCUGAUGGGAGUGUCGCAGAAGAGGCCCCAACUCGGCCAUAUAUGACAUUGUUGCGCAGUCUGUCUGAAGGGUCUGGCGUCAAACGACGAAAGCUAGAUCAUCGGGAGAAUGAUAGUAAAGAAUCGGGUGAAGACGACUCAAGCGAAGGUUCAUCGGCCGGUGAAGAUGCGCCGGACGAUGUGGACAGGGACGCUGAUCACGUUGAUGAGCCCGAGGAGGACCAUGAUGAAAUCAUGGACCAGGAAAGCUCCGACGAUGAGGAUGAGAAAGACCUCACAGACUCCUUCAACUCUCACUUUGCAAGUCCAGACGAAGCUGAGGUUGCUGAGAGAAUAAAGUCCAUCACAAAUAACGAAUGGGUUUCCCAGAGGCUUUCCUCAAAAUUGGCGAGGAUAGUAUUGACGUUGCCAAAGCAAAAGGAGGCAUCAGAUAACGUCUCAGGUCCUGUGCCUGUCACAAAUCCGGCAACAUUAAUCCUCAAGCCAAAACUCAAAGAAUCCAUCACGUCUCAACGGCCACAGUUCGACGCAUCUGAGCAGGCCCUAGCUGCGCCACUCUUUCAGUAUUACGACACACUUUACUGUCAACGGACUGUGGCUAACGGCGACAACCUGAGACGACUGGUCUGUCUUCAUGCCUUGAACCAUAUUUUCAAAACUCGAGACCGUGUCAUCAAAAACAGCGCAAAGCUCGCCAAGGAGAGCGCAGAUCAAGAUCUUGAGUUUCGCGACCAAGGGUUCACGCGACCCAAGGUUCUCAUGCUGCUUCCGACUCGGAACUCGUGCGCAAAGAUGAUAGAGAUGAUUUGUUCCCUCACGGAAGUAGACCAACAGGAGAACAGAAAACGCUUCGACGACUCCUACGUGACAAAGGACAAGCAAAAGUUCUCCAACGACAAACCUGCAGACAUGAGAGACCUGUUUGAGGGAAAUUCUGACGAUAUAUUCCGUCUCGGUGUCAAGUUCACCCGAAAGACGAUAAAAUUCUUCUCGCAAUUCUACAACUCUGACAUACUUUUGGCUAGCCCUCUCGGCCUGAGAAUGGCAAUGGGCUCAGCAGAGGAGAAGAAUCUGGAUCACGACUUCUUGAGCUCCAUCGAGAUUGUCAUUAUGGACCAGGCCGACGCCAUCCUAAUGCAGAACUGGGAGCACGUCGAACACAUCUUUGAGCACCUGAACCGGCAGCCCAAGGAAGCCCAUGGUGCCGACUUCAGCCGCAUUCGCAGUUGGUAUUUGGAUGGCCAGUCGAAGAACUAUAGGCAGACGGUGGUGCUGUCGAGCUUUAACAAUCCAGAUCUCUCCGAGGUGAUGCGGGUUCAUUGUCACAACUGGCAGGGAAAGGUCAGGAUACAACCUGACUACCAGGGCGUCAUCCAGCAGCUUGGUGUCAAGGUCAAGCAAACAUUCUCCCGCUUUGACGCUCAGAACAUCAUCGCGGAACCAGACACGCGGUUCGAGUACUUCACCAAGGCCGUUGUCCCAUCCCUGACUAAGAGGGCGAAGGAUAGCUCCGGCACUUUGGUGUUCAUCCCUUCUUACAUGGACUUUGUACGAGUGCGGAACUGGUUUGCAACAUCCCCCGCCGCGCAGAGUCUUUCCUUUGGUGUCAUCUCGGAGCACACAGAAGUGUCAGAGAUGUCAAGAGCGAGGUCGCACUUUGUCACCGGCAGGCAGAAGGUUCUGCUGUACACGGAGCGCUGCCACCACUUCUGGCGCCAUCAGCUACGGGGGGUUCGGAGGGUCAUCUUCUACGGGUUGCCCGACAACCCUAUAUUCUACAGAGAGAUCGCCGGCGGGUGUCUCGGCAGGAGUGAACAAGAUAUGACACUGGAGCCUGGAGAGGGAAGCGUCAGAGCCAUGUUCUCUAAAUACGACGUGAUGAAGCUGGAACGGAUUGUCGGGACGCCAAGAGUGGGGAAAAUGCUACAUGAGAAAGGAGAUACGUUUGAUUUUGUCUAG
Pyricularia pennisetigena is the source of this 2079-nucleotide messenger RNA. RefSeq lists its product as uncharacterized. Gene Ontology annotation, cellular component: nucleolus; small-subunit processome. The transcript has 3 exons. Gene Ontology annotation, molecular function: rRNA binding; U3 snoRNA binding. Gene Ontology annotation, biological process: maturation of SSU-rRNA from tricistronic rRNA transcript (SSU-rRNA, 5.8S rRNA, LSU-rRNA). The record is from RefSeq and is a predicted model, not a curated record. Lineage: Eukaryota; Fungi; Ascomycota; Sordariomycetes; Magnaporthales; Pyriculariaceae. Bases 1 to 2079 code for a protein of 692 amino acids.